AUGGGUUCUUGUGCUGUGACGGCAAGCUGUUUCUGUACUGUUACAGAUUCUAGUUUACGUUUGAAAUCCUCCAAGCUCGUCAAUCCGAGUAAUCAGCAGAGAAGAUGCUCUCUUCCGUCUCGAGGUGGUUUAAAGGUUGAAGCUUACUAUGGUCUAAAGACUCCUCCUUAUCCACUUGAUGCUUUGGAACCUUAUAUGAGUAAAAGAACACUAGAAGUGCAUUGGGGCAAACACCACAGAGGUUAUGUGGACAAUCUAAACAAACAGCUAGGGAAAGAUGAUAAACUCUAUGGAUACACCAUGGAAGAGCUUAUCAAGGCGACGUACAACAAUGGGAAUCCUUUGCCUGAGUUCAACAACGCUGCGCAGGUCUAUAACCAUGAGUUCUUCUGGGAGUCGAUGCAACCUGGUGGUGGAGACAUGCCUCAAAAGGGUGUUCUUGAGCAGAUUGAGAAAGAUUUCGGUUCCUUCACAAAUUUCAGAGAGAAAUUCACUAAUUCAGCUCUUACUCAGUUUGGUUCCGGCUGGGUCUGGCUCGUCUUGAAGAGGGAAGAGAAAAGACUUGAGGUGGUCAAAACCUCAAACGCCAUUAACCCACUUGUGUGGGACGAUUUUCCAAUCAUCAGCUUGGAUGUGUGGGAGCACUCUUACUAUCUGGACUACAAGAACGAGAGGGCCAAGUACAUAAACACGUUUCUGAACCACUUGGUGUCGUGGAACGCUGCCAUGAGUCGGAUGGCUCGUGCUGAGGCGUUUGUGAAUCUUGGCGAACCAACCAUCCCAAUUGCCUAA
Microthlaspi erraticum is the source of this 792-nucleotide messenger RNA. Lineage: Eukaryota; Viridiplantae; Streptophyta; Magnoliopsida; Brassicales; Brassicaceae. The record is from the annotation of a GenBank genome assembly.